Molecule: messenger RNA, 458 nt
Organism: Rhincodon typus (whale shark)
Lineage: Eukaryota; Metazoa; Chordata; Chondrichthyes; Orectolobiformes; Rhincodontidae
Product: cleavage and polyadenylation specificity factor subunit 4-like
Exons: 3
Coding region: 54-458 (134 amino acids)
Molecular function (GO): metal ion binding; RNA binding
Source: RefSeq, a predicted model, not a curated record
CUUGAUGAGGAGAGUAUUGGUGGAAGAAAGCAUUUAAACUGCAACAGUGAAAGAUGCAAGAGUUGAUAGCUGGUUUACAGAUGAUGAGAUUUGAUUUUGAAAUUGUUUUGGAGCAACAGAGAGGAAUUAUGGAUUUGCCAUUUUCUGGCAUGGAUAAAUCUAGUUCAGCAGUUUGUGAGCUUUUCAUUAAAGGCAAAUGCUUAAAAGAACAAAUGUGCCCAUUUCGACACUUGUGUGGUGACAAGAAUAUUGUAUGCAAACACUGGCUCCGAGGCCUAUGUAAAAAAGGAGAUCAGUGCGAGUUUUUGCACCAGUAUGAUGAGACCAAGAUGCCACGGUGCUACUUCUAUUCAAAAUAUGGUAAGAGCAUAAAACAUAAGAGCAGAUGGAAACCAUUCAACCCAUCAACUCUGCUCUGCCACUCAAUGAGCUCACAGCUGAUUUAUUUCCAUACAUAA